Penaeus vannamei (Pacific white shrimp) is the source of this 642-nucleotide messenger RNA. NCBI's taxonomy places the organism in Eukaryota, Metazoa, Arthropoda, Malacostraca, Decapoda, Penaeidae. The record is from RefSeq and is a predicted model, not a curated record.
AGACUUCGGUUUCGCCGUGGCAGUCUCGUUGAGUUUGUUCAGAGUCUUGCAAUGCCCUUCUUUGGCCGUGAUGCUGCUGUGCUAUGUGUGCUUGUGUGCUGUGUUCCAAUUCAGUACUGGCUAGCACAGCGCUCCUUUGUCAGCCCAGUCCACCGCACAGCUGAAGUCUACAAGUUGGUAGAAGAGGUUCACAACUUUGCAAGCAACUGGCUCUCUGUAGAAACAUGGCAGAAUUGGGUGAUUGGGAUGAAGAAGAGGUUCAUCACUAAUGACUACAGCCAUUGGUACACAGCUGAUGCAAAUGAUCCUGAGGGAGAAUGCCCAGCUGUGGAGGUUUGGCAUCUGCGGAACCCCAAGGGAAUGUUUGCCAUGUCACCCAGGCCCCGCACAAAUCGACCCCUGGGAGUGCGGUGGCGUGUUGGGCAGGUAGUGAAGCACAAGCGAUGGGGGUACAAGGGAGUGAUCAUAGGAUGGGAUCUCAAGUGUAAGGCUCCAGAGGCGUGGAUUGAGAAAAUGCAUGAUGGCCAUAAGCAUUGGAGAGAACAACCUAAUUAUGCCCUAUUAGUCAACACAAAGGACCGGAAAAAUUCACAGAUCACAUAUGUUCCACAAGAAAACAUCUCCCCGGUUUUAAAAGAAGAG